Molecule: messenger RNA, 345 nt
Organism: Striga asiatica
Lineage: Eukaryota; Viridiplantae; Streptophyta; Magnoliopsida; Lamiales; Orobanchaceae
Source: the annotation of a GenBank genome assembly
AUGACCUCGAAUUCGAAUUUCGCCCAAGUUCUCUCAGAUCUUCGAUCGCCAGUGACGUUUGAGAUGGUUCUGGAAGUGGGUAAAGUGAUUUGUGCUCAAAGUCUCACACCCAAGUCAAAGCAAUUGGGCCGCCACUCGCUGUUGGGCCCAAAACAAAAUUGUCUCAAGGCAGCCCUUUCUUGUCCCAUCGCGAGCCACUGGUCACCCAUUAGAGAGGGGAAGUCGUCGGUAGUCAUCGAGCAGCCGCCAUCGCCAUCGGAGAGGCCGCCCCUGUUCGAUUUUUCCUUUUUACCGCAGCCGUGCGUGGCUAGCAGCAAGCCCCGUUCUCAGCCAGACGACCUUUGA